AUGAUACGUCAGUUACAGUGUAUCGUUUUUUAUUUCCAAUUUUGGUGGACCCUCUACGGACCCUGGGACUGUCUCAACUGUCGCGGACCAUGACGAACAUCAGUCAAUACAAGCACUGGGAGGAAGUUGCUAACCCCUCUACUCGAUACAUUUAUGAUAUUUUCAAGAAAAAAGGUUUUGAGUUGAGGGUGGUAGGAGGGGCUGUGAGAGACGUUCUGCAGGGUAAAUCUCCUAAAGAUAUUGAUAUGGCAACCAGCGCUACCCCUACUGAUAUUGUUGAUAUUUGCACCAGCGAGGGUAUCAAGCAUAUCUUAACAGGAAUACAGCACGGCACAGUAACGCUGAUGGUUGAUGACACGCCCUACGAAGUGACGACACUCAGAGUUGACACGGACACGGACGGAAGACACGCUGAAGUGGAGUUCACUACUGAAUUCCAGCUAGAUGCCGCUCGCAGGGAUCUUACUAUAAAUGCUAUGAGCGCAGAUGUUGAUGGAACACUGUAUGACUAUUUUGACGGAAAGCUUCACUUACAAAAUAAGCAGGUAUUGUUCGUUGGUGAUCCUGUUGAACGCAUUGCAGAGGACUAUCUCCGUAUACUAAGAUACUUCAGAUUUUACGGACGUAUUGCUAAGGAAGGCGAUCAGUGGGAUGCUCCAACAAUUUCUGCUAUCGACCACAAUAAAGCUGGGCUCAAACAAAUAUCUCGGGAGCGGAUCUGGCUAGAAAUGCAAAAAAUGAUUGUUGGGAACCAUGUCAAAGAAAUUCUGAUUAAAAUGAAAUCGCUAGAACUGUUUCCUUUGAUAAACCUCUCAGAUAAAUUCAAUAUAAACGAUUUAAGCUCUCAGCAUUCAAUAGCCAGUAUCAGCGACAUUAGAUCAGUUACCCUACUCAGCUAUGCGUUCAAAUCAGUUGAAGACUUCUCCAAACUUCGGAAGGCCUGGAAGAUGUCCUCAGAUGAGGAGUAUAUCGGACAAUUCGUUAUCAAACACAGGAAAUUAACGGAAGUGAAAUAUUUCAAGGAUUUGCUGGUGGACACUCCGAAACAUUGCCGGCACAAGUUUCACAUGGCCUUUAAGGAACUUUGUUUAAGUCGAGGCUCCUCAGAUGACAACUUGUUGAAGACGUUAUCCGAAUGGAAUGUUCCAGAAUACCCAUUGCGUGGAGACUUAGUUAUCAAACAUCUGUCUUUACCCAAGGGUCCGUUAGUUCAUAAGUAUGUCAGUUUAGGAAAAAACAAGUGGAAAGAAAGUCAUUACAGCUUGUCGGCAGAUGAAAUUUUAACUUAUCUUGCCCUGGAAUUUAAUAAAUCAAAAAGAUGAUGAUUCAUCAUCGUUUCUAUUUGAUGACUUGUUUUAGGUUUGUAAAUUUAUUUCAUUCAGUUUUCAAUAUCUAAGUUCACAUUUUCUUCAUUCGUUUACGAUUUUGAUGUUUUUAUUUUGCGUG
This is a messenger RNA of Bolinopsis microptera, 1446 nucleotides long. Its product is annotated as CCA tRNA nucleotidyltransferase 1, mitochondrial-like. The transcript has 6 exons. Gene Ontology annotation, biological process: tRNA 3'-terminal CCA addition; mitochondrial tRNA 3'-end processing. Bases 90 to 1322 code for a protein of 410 amino acids. Gene Ontology annotation, molecular function: tRNA binding; nucleotidyltransferase activity. The record is from RefSeq and is a predicted model, not a curated record. Gene Ontology annotation, cellular component: mitochondrion. Lineage: Eukaryota; Metazoa; Ctenophora; Tentaculata; Lobata; Bolinopsidae.